CACACACACACACUUGAUACACAAUCCACCCAGAGGCUCAUCUGAUGUGUUUCUGUUUCAGAUUAACUUGUACUUGAAAAUGGAAAAGAAACCGAAUAAGAAAGAAGAACUUACUCUGGUCAACAACGUCCUUAAACUGGCCACCAAAUUACUGAAGGAGCUGGACGCUCCGUUCCGUCUCUACGGUCUGACCAUGAAUCCUCUGCUGUAUAACAUCACUCAGGUGGUGAUUCUGUCGGCCGUGUCGGGGGUCAUCAGUGACCUGCUGGGCUUCAACCUGAAGCUGUGGAAGAUCAAAUCCUGAGUUCAUCUUCAUCUCAAACACAUGGUGGCGCUGUUUCCCCUCGACGGGCUCCUGACGGGGAACUCUUGACCCGGUGUGCGGUCAUAUCAGAGUGCUUGUGCAAUUCAGCUAUUUAUUUGACCCUUUCAGUGUUUCUUUUUUAUUCUGAAGUAUUUGUUUUAGCUGUUACGAUGUUUUUAGUAUUAUUUUAGCUUCUGAUGUGACGUUCUCAUAGGAAAGAUGAUCAGCGCAGUCUGAUCUGAGAUCAUUCAGUGACCGAAACUGAAGAGAAAGGCCCCAUCAUUACGUGACGCAU
Messenger RNA from Carassius auratus (goldfish), 599 nucleotides. Its product is annotated as putative homeodomain transcription factor 2. The transcript is spliced from 3 exons. Bases 80 to 304 code for a protein of 74 amino acids. The record is from RefSeq and is a predicted model, not a curated record. Gene Ontology annotation, cellular component: endoplasmic reticulum. Lineage: Eukaryota; Metazoa; Chordata; Actinopteri; Cypriniformes; Cyprinidae.